This is a messenger RNA of Aspergillus costaricaensis CBS 115574, 2862 nucleotides long. RefSeq lists its product as uncharacterized. Bases 1 to 2862 code for a protein of 953 amino acids. The transcript has 7 exons. NCBI's taxonomy places the organism in Eukaryota, Fungi, Ascomycota, Eurotiomycetes, Eurotiales, Aspergillaceae. Gene Ontology annotation, molecular function: protein binding. The record is from RefSeq and is a predicted model, not a curated record.
AUGACACGCCUGCCACCGUUCCUCGUCUAUCUUUUUUCUAUUUUUGCUCGACUCUGCCAUGCAGAGGAUGAGUAUUUCUCCGUGGGCGAUCUGAGCCAGUACACCACAGAUGGAAUUGCCACGCCUGCACUUACCGGGUCCGUGAUUGAGGUCACAGCGGUUGGUGACCCGACCGAGAAUGGAAUUCUAGCCUUCCUAUCUCCGGAUAUGCAGACCAGCCUAAAAUCCACCAUGGAUAGGGUGUUGGAUAUACUUGAUAAUCCCGAUCGAGUGAUUCAAUCGGGUAGCCUCCAGAAGCGCUAUAUAACUCUUCUGGCGGCGGGAGCCGUUGCAGUGCUCGGCUUCUUGAUUGCCAAGGUUUACCAGGAAGACAAGGUCGUCCCAGUCCCUAUCAAGAUACCACCAGAGCAACUGGAGGAUUCUUUCGAUCUGGAAACCGCCACCGCCAUUGUCUUCGUAACCGAUGACAACAGUUCGGGACAGACUAUAACGCAGGCUCCCGAACAAGACAGGGCAACUGGAUGGCCAGCCUCGUUUACGACCUUUGCGAGUGCCGGAAAUGGUGCGAGCGCCGGGGACAUGGGAAUUGAGUUAGACGCAAAGACGGCGGCGCACCUUCAAGCUCUGUUGUCGAGAUCAGACACCAGCAACUGCGAUCUGGGCUCCGACUUUUUCCCUUCCUCUACUCUCCGAGCUCGCUCUUUAGAUAUGGACAUUAUCUGUGGGGCGCAGAAUAUUCUCGCAGACGGAAUCGGACGGGAUGGAUAUCCCAACUGGCUUCUCAUGAAUCAGAGACGGUUUCCAUGGACCGAUGCGGAGGUUGUUGCAGGACUGAAUACGGUAGUGGGAUGGGCGCUGACUCAGGCUCGCCGACUAAACCCAACUAUCAGUUCAUCCCAUCUUCACGACUUGGCUGUUGGGGCCUUCGUCUUGUCAUUAAUCUACUCUAUGAACGGGGCCAUCACGACAAAUAACAUCAUUCCAUCUGCGUCCCUUCAGGGUGGUCCCACUGCUACGGUUUGUCAAGCGCGAACUGCAACGCAAUGCAACGUCGGAUGUGAGGUACAGCCCGUAGCCCCUCAAUUCGCCUGCUCAACAGCCUGUGUGACCGUCACAUCUUGCGAUGUGCAAAACACCAUUACUACCACAGCCACGGCGACAAUGACCGCUAUCGGCUCAGAUCCUACCGACGAUUUGGAUGGCCAAGGACAGCAGAUUACGGCAAACAAGAUGCCUAUAUUAGUUGCCAAUAUUGUCAAUGGACCGGAUUCGACAGUUGACAGCAACUGGGAAGAUGUCAUCCAGCGAGCUUCGUCCGCAGGAAAGACCGUCCUCGGAUAUGUGCGAACUGGAUACCUGGGCGUGAGUGACCAGAAGUUCCAAACACGCCUAGGGUCCGGAGACUUGGCCGAUUGGACAGCUCAGAUUGAAGAAGACGUGGAUAUGUGGUACAAGCUUUACGGCGACAGCAUUGGCGGCAUUUUCUUCGACGAAGGCUGGCCUGAGUGCGGCAACAACAACGAAUACGUCAACCUGUACAAUCUUGACCCGGGAUCUCCCAUGGCAUCUUGUUACGAGGACACUAUGGACACGCUGCUCACAUUUGAGUUGAGCUACGACUCCUACGUCAACUCGUAUACUCCCAAUGAUUGGACGCCAAAAGAUCCACGAAAGCUCUGGCAUAUCGUAUAUGAUGUUCCAGAAAGCGCUGUGAGUGAGGUAGCUAAGUUAGCAAAUGAACGCGGAGCAGGCUUUUUGCAGCUUACGGAUGACACUUUACCCAACCCAUACGAUACUCUGCCCGCAGAUUCCUAUAUCCAAAGCAUGAUGGAUUCAAUUAACGGUGGUUCACCGUUAAAUGCGGACGCUGCAUCUUGGGGAUCUGGAGGUGCUGUAGGAGCUUUGUCUGGACUGACAGUUGUGACAUCAGAUUACAGCUCCGCUAAACUGUCGUGGGACGCAGUUUCAGAUGCUCUUGGCUACUAUGUGUAUUCCGGCGACAGCCUCAUUGCAAGUGUCCCCAGUUCAAUGACAACCGUCACAAUUGGCGGUCUCGACCCCGGUACCAGUUACGCACUCCAUGUUAGUGCCGUGGGUGGCAGCGGGAAUCUGGGUUCAUCAUCGAAUACCGUGACUGUGGAGACUACACCCUUGCCCGAUGGUAAAACCGUGACGAACUCCUACGCAUCAACCAGUGAGGGUUCAACUACGAUCCACGCCGACAUACUGGUCCCUUAUUCCUUUGUUCGUCUCUACAUUUGGGACUCGGUGGGAUGUGAGUUUGACACAGAUCCGGGUUGGAGCAUCAACUUCAAGAUCGAUAACUAUGUCUGUGCCCCGUACAUGGUCGAGGGAACGACAUUAUACAAGUAUAGUGGCACCGUUCCUGAAGGCUCUACAGCUCCGCCGUGGUCCUGGUCAGUAGUCGGACCCAUCACUCUCACCAUUACAGACUACACUUAUACUUGGACAUUGCCAAUCGGCACCUCCACUAUCGACACUAGCAAGUUCGUGGUUCAGGCGCAAGGCUACAAUCCCUUGACCAAUAUCUUCGAGCCGGUUCCCGACGACUAUGAUUGCAAGGGCUCGUCUAUGUGCAGUACACCUGAUCUGUUAAAAUGGUGCGAUCACGCUGUAAAUACCUUGUAUCGCGACGAUGAUCCUACCUAUCACUCGGCGGAUGAUCUAAACUCGCUUAGUGGAAAUUGCUGGGGAGACCAGAAUCGUGGUUGUGGUGUCUUUAUACAAGGCCAGAACUGCAGUAUCAGUGGUAAUGAUAUGUGGAAUGACUACCAGAACAUCCGCAAAAUUGGCGGGUUUGACGUUGUCCAAAACAUUGUUUUUGUUGGUAUUUUGGCGUGA